ACACGAUUCCUAAAUGAAAACAACAACGGAUAAGCUCGUUCGUAUGCUUUCACCAUCAUGUUGGACAACUGCUCGGAUUUUAUCAACCUUACGCAGCUGGUGGUUCCGGUGGUUCACAGCUACCCAGCUCUUGUUUUGGGGAUCUUACUCAUCAUGAUCGUCAUCUUCGGCAACGUGCUCGUGUGCCUGAGUGUUUACUCGGAGAAAGCUUUAAAAACUACAACAAAUUAUUUCAUCGUCAGUUUGGCGUUUGCAGACCUGCUGCUGGCGGUUCUGGUUCUGCCACUCUUCGUUUACGCAGAGUUCCAGGGUGGAGUCUGGUCAAUGAAUAUGUUUGUAUGUGAUGGCCUGAUGACCAUGGAUGUGAUGCUGUGCACAGCAUCCAUCUUCAACCUCUGUGCCAUCAGUGUGGACAGGUUCAUAGCAGUGGCCAUUCCUCUAAAUUACAACCGCAAGCAUGUGGACCGUCGUCAACUCAUCCUGCUGUUAGGCACCUGGCUGCUCGCCCUAGCUGUGGCCUCACCUGUUAUCUUUGGAAUCAACAAUGUGCCUAACCGUGAACCGAGGAAGUGUAUACUCGAGGACAAUAACUAUGUCGUUUAUUCCUCCAUCUGCUCCUUCUUUAUUCCUUGCCCCAUCAUGGUCCUGUUAUACAUUGGUGUCUUUCGCGGCCUGCGGCGCUGGGAGUUGGCCCGCAAGGCCAAAUUGAGCAGCAGCAUUGAAGCCUGCAGAAAGCUGCAGCAUGCGGUCAUCUCCACCGCCGUGCCCUCGCUGGCGGGCGCCAUCCCUGGGCCUUUGUCGAUGCCUCUACCUAGGAUGAUUGAAAGGGGCUUAGCUCAAUCACGGCUUGACGAUAUGGAUGACUGCAUAAAGUACGAGAUUCCUUACCCUCGUCAGUAUGGAGAGAACUCCAUACCCACAGUGACCUACAGACAAGAAGAGCACAGCAAGAAAGGAGCCAAGAUCAACAGCAGGGAAAGGCAAGCCAUGAGGGUGUUGCCUGUUGUCGUCGGCUGCUUCCUCUUCUGUUGGACUCCAUUCUUUGUGGUCCAUACCACUCGAGCUGUGUGCUUGAGGUGUGAGAUACCGCCCGGACUAACAAGUACGGUGACCUGGCUGGGCUACGUCAACAGCGCCCUCAAUCCCAUAAUCUACACCAUCUUCAACACAGAGUUCAAGAAAUUUUUCAAGAAAUGCUUCAGAAAAUGCUGCUCCAUGUGCUUGUUCUGAUUAAUACUAUGACCGUUUGCAUUGUCAACUGGUCAAGAUGUGGGUGGUUGGUGGAGAUUGUUUUGAUUUUGGUGUGCUCAUAAACAAUCUACAUACAGUCAUGCAUCAAUCUGUCGUACCACAAAACUGUCACUUGGUAAUAAUAUGUUCUUGAUUUUCUGCGAGAACAGAGAAGCACAAUCAGUUUCAGAGGUUGGAGAGCUUGUCUUAAGGAGCUUUUUAUCUUCUGUGCAUAUCUACGAAAAGGGACGUCUGCAAAGAAAAAUUAUUUCAAGCCUAAAAUGUGCUCAACUAGUGAGAAACUUUUUUAAAACGUGUUUUUCUCUCAAUAUUGUGGCAGUGCGCGGCUUGGCAAAAGGACAUUGAUGUUGGGAUAAUAGUGAUGUUGUGGAUGUGCUUUGAAAAUGGAAACGUUGUAACAGGAAAUUCGAAGUGGGAUUGGUACUGAGUGCCCUGGUCAGAUGAGGCCUUUGCUGAGCAAUUGUAUGCUCUCUUUUUACUUUUGUUAGUCUCAAAUUAUUUCAGUCACGAUUUUUUUGGUUAUGAACAUAGGGUAGCACUAGUUUUGCCUACAUGUGCAUUCCUUUCACUGACUGGUGAUCAGUCCAGGCGCGCACAUCAAGGUCACUCAAAAUGUAGCUUUUUGUGUAUACAAGGAAUAGGUAGAUCUCAAUUUAGGUACAUCUCAAACCCGUUUGCAAUUUUCCCUGAUUCAGAACUAAGUCUGGCACAGUGGGGCCUUCAACAUUAGACUGAGUUUCAAGUAUUAGAGACAGCUCUCAGUAUGAUAUAGUGCAGUUACAUUACAGAAUAUCCCAUUACAAAGACAAUGAUGGAUAUAUGCUUAAAUUCAUGUUCCACUGAGAGCUGGGCAUUAGCUUCAAUGGCUAAAUGUUGGACACAGCUCUUAUAUUGGAAUUUAUUUGAUUGUGUGAGUGCCCAGUCGGUGUACUGUGUACUGAGCUGUUUUUACGAUCACAUUUUACUCUCGAACUGAUCACUGAUCGAAAUGCCCCUUCCAUCAAUAGUACCACUGUAGCAUGUGAUUUUAUUUUCAAAAACUAAAUAUAAUCUCUAAAUUGUGUAUGGUGUUGGAUAAAAUGUCCUGAAAUUGAAAGUAUCCCUGUACUGAGCAAUAAGAGUUUAUUGAUUCAUGACUGACUGUGCUUACUGCAUCCACAUUUUAUGUGGAAACAUUGGUAAUAAAUGUUGGCAGCUUUUUUGUGGUCACCUCUGGCCAGGGUUCUGUCAGGGUGAAAAAUAACGACUCACUCAUGGGUGACUCUGUAGGGAAAUCUUUCCUGACUAACAUCAUCAACCAGGAUCUUAACUCGAUCUGCAGGCUUCAUAACAUUGAUUGGCGAUGCUAAAAUCAGCAAGCUGCACAUAUCGCCUAAUUCCUUUUCAUAUCAGUUCAUCAUCGCCUUUCGUGUCAUUAAAGAAUCUUGUACAGAUGACAUUUUUGCUGCUUCCGUGAAGAUUGGCGAUGUUACGAUUCACAAAACUUACAAUCUCCUGAAUGCUCGCUGGCCCAACUCAGCACUUCUGUGUCAUCCUUGAUUCGAUGUGAUUUUGUUUGUUUGUUUAUUUAACAUAUAAAACAAUGCAUUUAAAUAGCCACCCAUUGUCCUGGAGUUAUGCUGCAGAUCAUGAGUAGAUACAUCUUUAUAAUCAUGGGCCUCUUUUCUCUGACCGUUUCUGACAACAUGUACUUUCUACUGAAGCCGCUGGAACAAAGACUUACGACGACAUCAUCACAUGCCAUGCAUAAGACAGUAUGUUGAAGCUGGUUUAAAGGCAACAAAACCUGGCAAAGGUGUCGGUGAUCCAUUUAACGUGUCAAUUUUGGAACAUAUCUGGAGAUUUUCAUGACAGCGGUCAAAGAACCCAGUGAAGGACGUUUGCCUACAGCAGGCACUUCAGUGUUUACCAAUCCAGCCUGCCAUAUAUUUAAGGACCGCCAAGCUCUUGUCGGAUUAAUGACCUUGCUCGCUGUAGUGCUUCAAGUGUUGUUUUCUAGACCUCUCCAUACUCUCCAUAGUCACUCAUUAUUCAUAGAUUUUUUUUCCGAAGCUUUGUUAUUUUUUUCUUGAUACCGGUAUUUUUUAUGUUUAGCUUUGCAUUAUUGGCUUCUUGACACAGCGCUUUAGUUUAUACAUUGUUUCUCAUGGGACCUUGUGACCAGCGAUUUCUGUUUGUACGUGGUCAGUGCACUUUUCUGUAAAUAAAUAUUUUUGUUAUCGCA
Hippocampus zosterae (dwarf seahorse) is the source of this 3475-nucleotide messenger RNA. RefSeq names its product dopamine receptor D4b (gene drd4b). The coding region runs from base 58 to 1230 and encodes 390 amino acids. Gene Ontology annotation, molecular function: dopamine neurotransmitter receptor activity, coupled via Gi/Go; G protein-coupled receptor activity. The transcript has 4 exons. Gene Ontology annotation, cellular component: plasma membrane. Lineage: Eukaryota; Metazoa; Chordata; Actinopteri; Syngnathiformes; Syngnathidae. The record is from RefSeq and is a predicted model, not a curated record. Gene Ontology annotation, biological process: adenylate cyclase-inhibiting dopamine receptor signaling pathway; adenylate cyclase-activating adrenergic receptor signaling pathway.